This is a messenger RNA of Trematomus bernacchii (emerald rockcod), 4295 nucleotides long. It is a transcript of the gene kcnh5b, whose product is annotated as potassium voltage-gated channel, subfamily H (eag-related), member 5b. Gene Ontology annotation, biological process: potassium ion transmembrane transport; regulation of membrane potential. Gene Ontology annotation, molecular function: voltage-gated potassium channel activity. Bases 116 to 3220 code for a protein of 1034 amino acids. Gene Ontology annotation, cellular component: membrane. The record is from RefSeq and is a predicted model, not a curated record. NCBI's taxonomy places the organism in Eukaryota, Metazoa, Chordata, Actinopteri, Perciformes, Nototheniidae. The transcript has 13 exons.
GCGGUUACAAUGAGCUUCUCCAUCGGUCCGACACAGUGCCAGCGUCAGUACCGACCUCCGAGCAGCACAUACAGCGACACACACCCUGAGCCGCUCCAGGUCCGCCCGCAGCAGGAUGCCCGGGGGAAAGAGAGGGCUGGUGGCACCGCAGAACACUUUCCUGGAGAACAUCGUCCGGCGAUCAAGUGAGACCAGCUUCCUCCUGGGAAACGCGCAGAUCGUGGAGUGGCCCGUAGUUUACAGCAAUGACGGAUUCUGCAAGCUGUCUGGCUUCCACAGGGCUGAAGUCAUGCAGAAGAGCAGCACAUGCAGUUUUAUGUACGGAGAGCUGACGGACAAGAAGUCCAUCGACGAAGUCCGACAGACGUUCGACAACUAUGAGUCCAACUGCUUUGAGAUCCUGCUGUACAGAAAGAAUAGAAGUCCGGUUUGGUUCUACAUGCAAGUGGCUCCCAUCAGGAACGAGAACGACAAAGUGGUUCUGUUCCUCUGCACCUUUAAAGACAUCACUCUCUCCAAGCAGCCCAUUGAAGACGAAACCACUAAAGGAUGGACCAAGUUUGCGCGGCUGACCCGGGCGCUCACCAACAACCGCAACACGCUGCCGAAGCCCCCGCCCAUAGACCAUCAUGAAGUCAGCCACAAACCGUCCAGACUGGCGGAGGUUUUGCAGCUCAACUCGGACAUCCUCCCGCAGUACAAGCAGGAAGCCCCCAAGACGCCCCCCCACAUCAUCCUCCACUACUGCACCUUCAAGACCACCUGGGACUGGGUCAUCCUCAUCCUCACCUUCUACACGGCCAUCAUGGUGCCCUACAACGUGUCCUUCAAGACCAAGCAGAACAACAUUGUGUGGCUGGUGCUGGACAGCGUGGUGGACGUCAUCUUCCUGGUGGACAUCGUCCUCAACUUCCACACCACCUUCGUGGGGCCGGGCGGCGAGGUCAUCUCCGACCCCAAGCUCAUCCGCAUGAACUACCUGAAGACCUGGUUCGUCAUCGACCUGCUGUCCUGCCUGCCGUACGACAUCAUCAACGCUUUCGAGAACGUGGAUGAGGGCAUCAGCAGUCUGUUCAGCUCCCUGAAGGUGGUCCGCCUGCUGCGUCUGGGCCGUGUUGCUCGUAAACUGGACCACUACCUGGAGUACGGAGCUGCUGUUCUGGUGCUGCUGGUGUGUGUGUUCGGACUGGUGGCUCACUGGCUCGCCUGCAUCUGGUACAGCAUCGGAGACUACGAGGUCAUCGACGAGGCCACCAACACCAUCAAGAUGGACAGCUGGCUGUACCAGCUGGCUCUCAGCAUCGGAUCGCCUUACCGCUACAACGCCAGCGGUUCUGGCCAAUGGGAGGGCGGCCCGGGCAAAGACUCUCUGUACAUCACCUCUCUGUACUUCACCAUGACCAGCCUGACCACCAUCGGGUUCGGAAACAUCGCCCCCACCACGGACGGGGAGAAGAUCUUCUCCGUGGCCAUGAUGAUGGUGGGAUCUCUGCUCUAUGCCACCAUCUUUGGAAACGUGACCACCAUCUUCCAGCAGAUGUACGCCAACACCAACCGCUACCACGAGAUGCUCAACAACGUCAGGGACUUCCUGAAGCUCUACCAGGUCCCCACGGGCCUCAGCGAGCGGGUCAUGGACUACAUCGUCUCCACCUGGUCCAUGUCCAAGGGCAUCGACACGGAGAAGGUGUUAUCGAUCUGUCCUAAGGACAUGCGGGCUGACAUCUGUGUCCACCUCAACAGGAAGGUGUUCAAUGAACAUCCAGCGUUCCGGCUGGCCAGCGACGGCUGCCUGCGCUCGCUGGCGGUGGAGUUUCAGACCACACACUGCGCCCCGGGGGAUCUGAUCUUCCACGCCGGGGAAAGCGUGGACACCCUGUGCUUCGUCGUGUCGGGGUCACUGGAGGUCAUCCAGGACGACGAGGUCAUCGCCAUCUUAGGUAAAGGCGACGUGUUUGGAGACGUCUUCUGGAAGGAAACCAACCUGGCCCACGCGUGCGCUAACGUCCGAGCGCUAACGUACUGCGACCUCCACGUCAUCAGGAGGGAAGCCUUGCUCAAAGUGCUGGAGUUUUACACCGCCUUCGCAAACUCCUUCUCCCGCAACCUCAUCCUCACCUGCAACCUGCGCAAGAGGAUAAUUUUCCGCAAAAUCAGUGACGUGAAGAAGGAGGAAGAAGAGAGGCAGCGGGCGAAGAACGAGGUGCAGCUCACCAUCCCGCAGGACCACCCAGUCCGGAAGCUGUUCCAGAAGUUCAAGCAGCAGAAGGAGCUGCGCAGCCAGGGGGCGACGGCCACCUCACAGCUGGACGUGGAGAAGAACCAGCUGCAGGUGGAGCAGCACCAGCAGCACCUGCACCCCCACAGCCUGCAGCUGGGCCACUCCAGCCUGCAGCACUCCCUGCCGCUCAGCCUGCAGCGCCCCCCCUCCUCCCUGCAGAACGGCGCUCCGCUCAGCAGCAGCGUGCUGACGGUGUCUCAGGUCACGCCCAUGCACAGCUCGCUGGUGUACGGCGAUCCCCCCGUAAAGCAGAACAACUGUGACAUCAUGGAGCUGAAGCCCAGUGCCGGGGGGGCUGCAGGGGAGCAGACUGUCAGGGUGAAAGUCAGCACCAGCCCCGCGCUGACCAAACCCGUGGUGAAAGCCAGCGCGUGGAUGCGUCUGAGAAGCAACGCUGCGCCAGUGGAGCCCAGGAAGGAGGGGCUUAACAACAAGGCUGUUUCCGUGGAGAUGCUCUCUCAGGAGGGCAAAGGUCAGGAGGCAGGAGGCGGCGGGGGUGUAGAGGAGGGCGGGGUGUCCAGCAACAAUCCGCUCCGAAAGACAGACUCAUGCGACAGCGGUAUUACGAAAAGUGAGCUGCGGAUAGACAGGGCGGGGGAGGCACGGACCCCCGCUGCCAUCUCCCCGCUCCUCCACAGCCCUCUGCCCGGGGGGGCGGGGUCCCCUCACCCUUUCUGCCCCAUCCCGGAGCAGGCCCUGCAGGCGGCGCUGCACGAGACGCGGCUGGAGCUCCGGGAGGACAUCCAGAUUCUGGGGGGCCGGCUGGGCGCUCUGGAGGGUCAGGUGGCCGAGAUCAUCAAACUGCUGUCGGACAAGAAGAGACCGACCCCCGAGAGGCCGUCGGCACACAACACACCCAAAACCAAAAUACAACGUCAGGACAUUUUCACCGUUUCUAGGCCUGUUUCUCCGGACUCAGAGAAGGACGAGGGGCUCUGAAGGGGGCUCACCCAGUGGUGUACCGGAGCCAACACUGAUCACAUGGCACAUUGUUCUACUAUGAUCACGUUUAUCCAUUUUUGGGCAUCAGUUACGCCACUGGUCGUAAUCCUCCGAGGUUAAAGUUUCUAACAUUUGCACACUAACUUUUAUCUCCGGGUCGAGUGAGAGUCCUCUCUCCGUACUGACCUGGGUCCCGUUUUUGUGAUUGUACAUACCUCUUAAUGCAUGUCCAGCUGGAUUCUGGUCUGCCAAAUAAACAACUACUGAUCGUACUUACUAUACGCCUGUAUAUUAUGCAGUUGACUGCAUGCAAAUCUAAUUUAAACAGACAUUUUAUUGAGCUGCACUGUACAUAUGAAUUUUUUUCAUUGAUAAUUGACUAUGUGGACAUUCAGGGUUGCAUACAGGUAGCACUAUAGACAUUGAGUAAGAAAGGGGUUUACUGGCAGAGGGAUUGUGCAUGGAUUAUUUAUAAAUAGAGGAAUCGAAAUGGGAUGUUUUUUUUUUCUUUGCCUGUGAGAUGAUUCUGCUUUUGCCUCACCCUCCUAAGAACACAAAUGUGAUGAUGAGCAACACUUAAGUGGAAUUUUCUGGUAUGUUUUAUAUUAUCAAAUUUGCUUAUUAUAAUAACUGAUUUUCUAUUUUUGAUUACAAAAAUGUCCUUGGCCUCAGUUUGAUAUCGGGGGAACCCUUAAAUGGAUAUUUUGUUAGGAUCCUCCUCGUGUCUAUGCAUCGCUCGGGUACGCCGAGAGAAUAUUAUACCUUAAGUUAUCAUGUCUGUGAAUGAAGGAUGUUUCCUCCUCUUUUAUUGGUCCAUUCCUCUGCAUGAUUCAGGGAUGGCAGAAUGCACUUUGGGUAAGGUUUGGUCGACGAUGAAGGCUUAGGGGAAAUAAACCAAUUUAGUUCACAUUAAAGAUCACUCACAGCACCGAGACAUGUAAUCCCUCAGCCCCUGCACCACACACGGCAGUCUUAACCAGCGAGCGUCGCUCUGAAGCCCCGCUCUGAAGCCCCGCUCUGAAGCCCCGCUCUGAAGCCCCGCUCUGAAUUCCAUUAGCAGCUUCGCCGCAAA